UUUCGUAAACUCUUUUUGAGUAUUGAGGACAAGCCACCAUCUCUCCGCUGAGCUUUCUUACAAGCUCUUGGCCCGUGCGCAGGAGAGAUGGCUGAGAAACUGACUAGGAUCGCCAUCGUCAGCACGGACAAAUGCCGUCCCAAGAAAUGUCGGCAAGAGUGCAAGAAGAGCUGCCCUGUCGUUCGGAUGGGCAAGCUCUGUAUUGAGGUGACACCAACUGACAAGGUUGCCUUCAUCUCGGAAGAGCUUUGUAUUGGAUGUGGUAUCUGUGUGAAGAAAUGUCCUUUUGAGGCAAUCUCUAUCAUCAACUUGCCCAGUAACCUUGAGAAAGAUACAACUCAUCGCUAUGGUGCUAACUCUUUCAAGCUUCACAGGCUUCCCACUCCACGCCCUGGUGAGGUACUGGGUCUUGUCGGCACUAACGGUAUUGGAAAGUCCACUGCGCUCAAGAUCCUGGCUGGCAAGCUGAAGCCCAACCUUGGCCGCUUCAGUGCACCACCAGAUUGGCAAGAGAUCUUGACCUACUUCCGUGGCUCGGAAUUGCAGAACUACUUCACGAAGAUUCUCGAGGAUAACCUCAAGGCGUUCAUCAAGCCGCAGUAUGUUGAUCAGAUCCCGAAGGCUGUCUCGGGCAAGGUACAGGAGAUCCUGGAGAAGAGAGACGACACAGACACGAAGGAGUCCAUCUGUCAACAGCUGGACCUUGUCAAUGUCUUGAACAGAGAUGUUGAGGCUUUGUCUGGCGGAGAGUUGCAGAGAUUUGCCUGUGCUGUCGUCUGCAUUCAGAAUGCCGACAUCUACAUGUUUGAUGAGCCGAGCAGUUACCUGGACGUCAAGCAGAGAUUAAAGGCUGCAUUGGCAAUCCGCUCGCUGAUCCGUGCCGAUAGAUACAUUAUCGUGGUGGAGCACGAUUUGAGUGUGCUCGACUAUCUCUCCGACUACAUCUGCUGCUUGUACGGAGUUCCCGGAGCCUACGGUGUCGUAACACUGCCCUUCAGUGUUGGACAAGGUAUCAACGUGUUCCUGGACGGUUUUAUUCCCACUGAGAACUUGCGUUUCCGUGAGACGCGACUCAUGUUCAAGGUUGCCGAGACUGCAGAUAAGGAGGAGGAAGUCAAGAAGCUCCACCACAACACGUACCCUGACAUGUCAGUAAAGCUUGGUGACUUCAAGCUGCAGGUCAACCAAGGUGACUUUACUGACUCUGAGCUGAUUGUCAUGUUGGGAGAGAAUGGCACUGGCAAGACUACUUUUAUCCGCAUGAUGGCUGGUCUGCUGAAGCCUGCUGAAGGCGUCGAGGUUCCUAGAUUGAAUGUCAGCUACAAGCCGCAGAAGAUCAGUCCCAAGUCUGAGGACUCUGUGUUGGGCCUGCUGCACAAGAAGAUCCGUGAUGCAUACGCUCAUCCACAGUUCCAGGCUGAGGUCAUCAGGCCACUGUGCUUGGACCGCAUCAUGGACCAAGAGGUGAAGAACUUGUCUGGUGGUGAGUUGCAGAGAGUUGCUCUUGCUCUGGCUCUUGGAAAGCCUGCUGAUGUGUAUCUGAUUGAUGAGCCGUCUGCCUACCUGGACUCAGAGCAGCGUAUUGUUGCGGCCAAGGUUAUCAAGAGGUUUAUUCUCCAUGCCAAGAAGACAGCGUUCAUCGUGGAGCACGAUUUCAUCAUGGCCACGUACCUUGCCGACCGUGUCAUUGUCUUCGAAGGAAAGCCGUCUAUCGACACGUUGGCUAACACGCCUCAGGUGCUGUUGACAGGAAUGAACAAGUUCUUGAAGUCUCUGGACAUCACCUUCCGCCGUGAUCCAUCCAACUUCAGACCGCGAAUCAACAAGCUCAACUCCCUCAAGGAUUCCGAACAGAAGCGAUCCCACAACUACUUCUUCUUGGAUGACUAAAGCCGUCACAGAAAUCGUCAGCCGUGUGUCUGCAAAGUGCAAAGAAUGGUGGUGGCUUAUCUUCUUUUUAUACCCAUACUUGGAAGUAUCUUUUCUACAGUGGCAGCAAUCUGCCACGUGCUUUGCCACUACUGGUAUGCUGUGCAAUCAGUAUCAUGCAGCUGCCCAUGGAAAGCACUUUGCAGUGCCUCUCUGAACAUAACCCAGCGCCUGAUCAUAUCACAUGACUGUUGCCAUGGCCAUGACCAGCCAGCGGUCCUUUUCAUACAAAUUUAACAUUGAUCUUGCUAGUAAAAAAAAGAGAAGACAUGAAAUGAA
Molecule: messenger RNA, 2208 nt
Organism: Sycon ciliatum
Lineage: Eukaryota; Metazoa; Porifera; Calcarea; Leucosolenida; Sycettidae
Product: ATP-binding cassette sub-family E member 1-like
Exons: 20
Coding region: 88-1890 (600 amino acids)
Biological process (GO): ribosomal subunit export from nucleus; translational termination; translational initiation
Molecular function (GO): ATP hydrolysis activity; ribosomal small subunit binding; ATP binding
Source: RefSeq, a predicted model, not a curated record